Xiphias gladius (swordfish) is the source of this 1114-nucleotide messenger RNA. RefSeq names its product hydroxysteroid (20-beta) dehydrogenase 2 (gene hsd20b2). The coding region runs from base 21 to 1094 and encodes 357 amino acids. Gene Ontology annotation, cellular component: endoplasmic reticulum. The transcript has 10 exons. Gene Ontology annotation, molecular function: oxidoreductase activity. NCBI's taxonomy places the organism in Eukaryota, Metazoa, Chordata, Actinopteri, Istiophoriformes, Xiphiidae. The record is from RefSeq and is a predicted model, not a curated record.
AACAGUGCUACAAGUAAAUAAUGUUCAGUCUGGGGCUCUGCUGCAAAAUGUCAUUCACUGACAUACUGGCCAUCACUGGGAGACUUGUGGUUGUUUUCUACCUGCUGAAACUGGCCUGGAGAUGUUGGUGUGGACUCAGAGAGUUUGUGUUGUCAGAGCUUUGGCAAGUGGAUUUAAGGAAAUAUGGGCAAUGGGCAGUUGUUACCGGUGCCACAUCUGGCAUCGGUAAAGCUUAUGCCUGUGAGCUGGCACAAAGAGGCCUGGAUGUUGUCUUGGUAAGCAGAUGUAAUGAUAAGCUUCAGAUGGUUGCCAAAGAGAUAGAAGAACAGUAUGGACGAAAGACUCGCAUCGUCCAAGUGGACUUCACAGACGGCCACAGCAUCUACCCUGCUAUUGCCGAGAAACUACAAGACCUGGAGAUUGGAAUUCUGGUCAACAAUGUCGGAAUGACCUAUUCUGAAAAAUUUGCCUAUUUCCUGGAAAUACCAGAUGCUGAAAAGAAAAUCACUCAGGUAAUCAACUGUAACAUGCUGUCUGUCACUCAGAUGACCAGACUGGUUCUUCCAGGCAUGAUUGAAAGAGGGAGGGGGCUGAUCAUCAAUAUCUCCUCACAAAUGGGCAUCCAUCCACAGCCUUUGUUGUCCCUGUAUUCUGCCACCAAGACCUUUGUAAUAUAUUUUUCUCAGUGUCUUCACGCUGAGUACAAGUCAAAGGGAAUUACUGUUCAGUGUGUGGCCCCCUUCUUAGUGUCCACCAACAUGACAAAGAACAUGAAAGUCAACUGCUUUGUGAAAAGUGCUUCAGGGUUCGCCCGCGAAGCCUUGAACACAGUGGGUCACUCCAACUACACCAGCGGCUGUCUAUCCCACGCGCUCCAGGUCAGAGGGAUGGGUCACUAUGAUCACUUACAAACUGUCAGCUGCUGCAAUAUCUUAACGUCUCCCCUACUUUUUCCCAUCAUCCCACAGGACAUGGCUUUAACAAUACUCCUGCCAGACUGGCUUCGUAUGUCAUCAUUCUUCGUCAGAAAGCUACCAAACCUUGAGAAGAUGAAUGAAUGUAACAAAGGAGUGAGUAAGGAAAAAGAGGAGUAAUUAUCUGCCUGCAUCUGCAU